UCUCUCUCUCUCUCUCUAGCUGUCUUCUCUUUCAAUUAAAGCAAAAUCUUGAGAAAGAAACAGAAAUAACUCUCAAAAAGGGAUACCGGAGAAAGAAGUUGGUGAGAAGGGAAGAAUACACAGAAAGAGAUUUUGAGGAAGAUUACCAUGGCUGGGGAAAAUUUGCAGGUGCUUAAUGCGCUCGAUGUAGCAAAAACACAAUGGUAUCAUUUCACUGCAAUCAUUGUUGCCGGGAUGGGUUUUUUCACAGAUGCAUAUGAUCUCUUCUGCAUAUCUCUUGUCACCAAAUUGCUUGGCCGCAUAUACUACCAUGUUGAUGGUGCAGCAAGGCCUGGCAGUUUGCCUCCCAAUGUGUCUGCUGCUGUCAAUGGUGUGGCAUUCUGUGGAACUCUAUCGGGGCAACUCUUCUUUGGCUGGCUAGGUGACAAGUUGGGACGAAAGAAGGUCUAUGGUAUGACUCUGAUGCUCAUGUGCCUCUGCUCUGUUGCUUCAGGCCUUUCCUUUGGCAAGGAUCCAAAGUCAGUCAUGGCCACCCUUUGCUUCUUCCGCUUCUGGCUUGGGUUUGGCAUUGGUGGUGAUUACCCGCUUUCUGCCACCAUCAUGUCCGAAUAUGCUAACAAGAAGACUCGUGGUGCCUUCAUUGCUGCCGUGUUUGCCAUGCAAGGAUUUGGAAUUUUAGCAGGUGGCAUCUUUGCAAUUAUAGUCUCAUCUUCAUUUGAGGCUAGGUUCAAGGCUCCAGCUUAUGAGGUUGAUCCAAUUAGCUCAACUGUUCCACAAGCAGAUUAUCUUUGGAGGAUCAUUUUGAUGGUUGGAGCACUUCCUGCCCUACUCACAUACUACUGGAGGAUGAAGAUGCCGGAAACUGCUCGUUACACCGCCCUUGUUGCCAAGAAUGCAAAACAGGCUGCAGCAGAUAUGUCAAAGGUUUUGCAGGUUGACAUUGAGGCAGAACCACAAAAGAUUGAGCAGCUAACUGAGAAACCAGCCAAUGCAUUUGGUUUAUUCUCUAAGGAGUUUCUUCAUCGCCAUGGGCUUCACUUGCUUGGUACGACAACCACAUGGUUCUUGCUUGACAUUGCAUUUUACAGCCAAAAUCUAUUCCAAAAGGACAUUUUUAGCGCAAUUGGUUGGAUUCCUGCACCAAAGACUAUGAAUGCAAUUGAGGAGGUCUACAGAAUUGCAAGGGCACAAACCCUUAUUGCCCUGUGCAGUACUGUCCCAGGCUAUUGGUUCACAGUGGCUUUUAUCGAUAAGAUGGGAAGAUUUGCUAUUCAGUUGAUGGGUUUCUUCAUGAUGACGGUGUUUAUGUUCGUCCUGGCCAUUCCUUACAACCACUGGACUCACAAGGACAACCGAAUUGGGUUUGUGGCAAUGUACUCCCUAACUUUCUUCUUCGCCAAUUUUGGACCCAACGCAACAACAUUUGUUGUGCCAGCAGAGAUCUUCCCAGCAAGGUUGCGGUCUACUUGUCAUGGCAUAUCAGCUGCAUCAGGAAAGCUAGGGGCAAUAGUUGGGGCUUUCGGGUUCUUGUAUCUGGCUCAGAACCAGGACAAGGCCAAGGCAGAUGCAGGGUAUCCAGCAGGUAUUGGGGUUAGGAAUUCUCUGAUUGUGUUGGGUGUGGUCAACUUCUUGGGAAUGUUAUUUACAUUCUUGGUGCCCGAAUCAAAGGGGAAAUCUCUGGAGGAGAUGUCAGGUGAGAAUGAGGAGCUAGAUGAAGUUGGAGCAGCGCCUGUGCACGACAACAGGACGGUUCCAGUUAUGUAGAUUGGUUUUGUAUGAGUUCUUAGCGUAAUACUGUUAAGGACAAAGCUCCGAGGUCCAUCUUUAUCCUAGCAUAUUGCUGUUUGGGCAAAUGCUGUAAUUGCACUAUGAUGGAAGUUUUAGUAGUUCUAGUUUUUCUUCUGUUUGCUGCAGUUUGGACAAUGCAGUGAAUAACCUUAUGGAGCAAAAAAAUAAAAUUUCGUUUCGAUCCCAUGAAAUGUUGGAAAAUACAUCCAAAUUCUUAGUUUUCAAAUUGUGCUAGAAUAUUUUGAGAUGUCUAAGUAUGUUUUGGGAUUUAAAUUCGA
Ilex paraguariensis (yerba mate) is the source of this 2066-nucleotide messenger RNA. The record is from the annotation of a GenBank genome assembly. Lineage: Eukaryota; Viridiplantae; Streptophyta; Magnoliopsida; Aquifoliales; Aquifoliaceae.